AUGUACAGACCAGUGACAGUUUCUCGGACAUCUUUUCCACUGUGGAUGAUUUUCCUCAUUGUGUUUGGAGUGGUGGCAAUCCUAGGAACCACUAUUGGUCUCCUAGUUCAUUUUCUGGCAGUAGAAAACAAGACCUACUAUUACCAAGGUAGCUUUAAAGUGCUGAAUAUCCCAUAUAAUAGAAAUUAUGAAAAGGAGACAUCACAAGAAAAUAACUAUCUUAGCAAAAUUCUUGAGACGAAGAUGUCUGAUGCCUUUCAGAGUUCUAGCAUUUAUAGACAAUACAUCAAUUCUCAAGUCAUCACACUGGUUUCUGCUGACAACAGCGUGACAGCACAUAUAUGGCUGGUAUUCAAGGCGCCCAAAUCAAUGAAGGAAAACACAAGACGAGGAAUUGAAAGCAUCUUACGUCAAAUGCUGAGGAACCAGUCAGGAUCCUUGACUACAGAUCCUGAUUCGCUUACACUUGAGGAAAUCAGUAAGGUUAAAGCUGAAAAGAUAAUCAACAACCGCUGUGGGAGACGACCAAGGAUGUCUGCUACAUAUGAUAGAAUCAAGGGUGGAUCCACUGCUCAGGAAGGAGAGUGGCCCUGGCAAGCAAGUCUCAAAAAGAAUGGCCGGCACUACUGUGGGGCAUCUUUGAUCAGUGACAGAUACCUGGUGACUGCAGCUCACUGCUUUAAAAAUUCACAAGAUCCAAGGAACUAUACUGUGACCUUUGGCACCAGAGUAAAUCGCCCCUAUAUGCAACACUAUGUUCAGCAAAUUUUUAUUCAUGAAAACUACAUCAGGGGUGAACUUCAUGAUGAUAUUGCAGUUAUAUUGCUUACUGAAAAAGUUUUAUUUAAGAACGAUGUCCAUUCAGUUUGUCUUCCUGAAGCCACACAGAUUUUUCCACCAGGUGAAGGAGUUGUUGUCACAGGAUGGGGAGCACUUUCAUAUGAUGGUGAAUACCCAGUAUUACUUCAGAAAGCACCUGUGAAGAUUAUUGAUACAAACAUUUGUAAUGCUCAGGAAGCAUAUAAUGGGGUGAUACAAGACACAAUGCUAUGUGCUGGGUACAUAGAAGGAACUAUUGAUGCAUGCCAGGGUGACUCUGGAGGACCACUAGUUCAUCCCAACUCUCGAAAUAUUUGGUACCUUGUUGGAAUAGUGAGCUGGGGAGCAGAAUGUGGGACAAUCAAUAAACCAGGAGUCUAUACACGAGUGACUGCCUACCGCAACUGGAUUGCCUCAAAGACUGGUAUCUAA
Molecule: messenger RNA, 1251 nt
Organism: Budorcas taxicolor (takin)
Lineage: Eukaryota; Metazoa; Chordata; Mammalia; Artiodactyla; Bovidae
Product: transmembrane protease serine 11B-like protein
Exons: 10
Coding region: 1-1251 (416 amino acids)
Biological process (GO): proteolysis
Cellular component (GO): plasma membrane; extracellular region
Molecular function (GO): serine-type endopeptidase activity
Source: RefSeq, a predicted model, not a curated record